GUAGUCGCGCCAUUAUUUGUAUUCAGAGUUCAUAAUUUAACCUCUCGGAAUACACAAUGGUGUCAAGAAUCCUUUAGAUUUACAUAAUAAAGAUCAAAUUCAUUCAUCAAAAUGAGGGCGGAGGACCCUGAUGGGGUGUCUGACCUUGAGCACACCACAAAGAUAUCAAUUUCCGACCCUAUGACCGGUAAAGAGUACACCGUCCUCUUAUCCAAUGAAGAUGCUGGACGUGCCAUGCAAGAUAAUCAAUUUGCAUCUGCGUUACUGGCAAGUUGCAUUCAACAGGAGGAAUUCGAUAAGGAAAAUAAUCCUGAUGGCUUUGGGGCUCCUAAAUACAGUUCUUCAAAUGAUUUGGAUGAAUGGAGUGUUCAAAAGCCGCAUCCAUAUUUGGAAGUUCUUGGAAAGUCGAUGGAAAGCGAAUUGAACUUUGAAGCACACUUAAGUGAUGAUGAUGAUGACGAGGAAGUGGUUGUGGAGAAACACAGCACCGAGAAACCCACUGGAAACAAGGACAUCUCUGCUACAGGCAAAUACAAGUGGUCAAAAGCAGCGACGAAGUUAUUUCUGGACUUGUACACAGAAGAGAUACAGAAAUUGUCUUCUAAAUUAACCAAGACAACAAAAGUACAAAACAAAUUGUGGGAAGCAAUAAGUAGUGGUAUGAAUUUGCAAGGAUACCACGUUGAUGUUUCUAAAUGUCGAUCAAAAUGGCAAACAAUGCAACGAAAAUAUAAAUUAGUGCAUGAUCACAAUGCCCAAUCGGGCGCAGAUCGCAUGGACUGGAUGUUUUUUGAGAGCAUGCAAGAUUUAUUGGGGAAGACACCAUAUAUGGCCCCACUAUCUACUGCUUCAUCAGUGGGUGAAGCCGGAGAGCGAAGUCUGGAAUAUCAAACAGAUGCUCAGAGAGAUAAGAAAGACUAGAAGAGAAAAACUAUUGCUCAAAGCUUGACUGAGAUCAUGGAAGGGCAGGCUAAGGCACGAGACUCUCGAGAUAAAGAGCGAACUGAGUAUCAUGCACAAAAAUUGAAAAGGUUGGAUCGAUUCAAUGAUAUACUGGCUCAAUCUCUUCUUCAAUCGAAGGGAUCAACCCAAGAACAUAAAGACUUAAGUUGAUAAAAAAUCAAUUAUUGACGUUGAAAAAAUGUUCCAGUGUUCUCGGUGUGUUUCGGUCUAUCUCUGCAUUUGGGAGCUUAGAAACCUUUGUGUGACUAGUUAAUAAUGGAUCUUUGUCUUGGAAAGGACCUAUUGUUGAUUUCAGAACAUUGUUCACUGAUGUCAUCCAUAAUCCAGCAUUGAAGUUCUUCGUUAUGCAGUUCUGGAAUAGAAAAAAAACAUCAAAUUGUCAUAAAUUCAUUCAGGGUUACAUUUUAAACUCAAAAAAAUCAUUUUCAAUUGAUUAUCAUUGAAAAUUGAUGGAAAAUAUCAAUUACAUGAAUAAUAUUGAUUAAUGUUAAUCAUAAAUGAUUGGAAAUUAA
Molecule: messenger RNA, 1475 nt
Organism: Diachasma alloeum
Lineage: Eukaryota; Metazoa; Arthropoda; Insecta; Hymenoptera; Braconidae
Product: ribonuclease J
Exons: 6
Coding region: 112-921 (269 amino acids)
Source: RefSeq, a predicted model, not a curated record